Molecule: messenger RNA, 2113 nt
Organism: Leptopilina heterotoma
Lineage: Eukaryota; Metazoa; Arthropoda; Insecta; Hymenoptera; Figitidae
Product: fatty acyl-CoA reductase wat-like
Exons: 9
Coding region: 469-2010 (513 amino acids)
Biological process (GO): long-chain fatty-acyl-CoA metabolic process
Cellular component (GO): peroxisome
Molecular function (GO): alcohol-forming very long-chain fatty acyl-CoA reductase (NADP+) activity
Source: RefSeq, a predicted model, not a curated record
AGAAUUGUUUUCUUUCGAGUUUUCAGCAAAAAUAUAAGUGGAGCUAUCAUGGCUCAUCAUCGUUUGCAUAAUAUUUCGCAAUCGAUCAUAUUCAUCAAUAUACAGAAGUUUUCAUGUGUAUAUUUGUUUCUAUUGUUUAUAUUGAGCAAAGCUUCGAAAUUUUGAGCUAUAUAAGUAUAACAAAUAUUACAAAUUUAUUUUGAUAUUUGUCAUAUUUGUGAUCUCCAAAUUGGAGGUUAUGUUGACAUGUGUGUCACUUUUCUCAAAUUGUCGAUAAGUUUAGAUAAUUUAUUUGCAUCAAUCAGUUAUGAUUGAUCGCUUUGUAACCAAAAAAUGGCAUUAAAUAACAAAUAUUUGUUUGAUAAUUUGAGCAUAAAAGGUCAAUGACACAAAUAUGGAUAUAUGUAAGUUCUCUGCGUCCACAGUUCUUUUUAUCAACUUUGAACAAGUGAAGAUUAUAUUGAAGAAAUGAUACGUAUGAUAAAAGACAACGAAAUUGUGUCUGAAAAAAGUGAUGUUACCGAAUUUUAUUCAAAUUGUAAUAUUUUCAUAACUGGCGGAUCUGGUUUUAUUGGAAAAUUACUUUUGGAAAAAGUUCUAAGAUGUUUUCCUAAUAUGGGUAAAUUAUACAUGAUGUUGAGGCCUAAAAAAGGAAAAUCUCCAGAGGAACGUUUUAAAGAACAUUUCGAUGAUCCUUUGUACGAAAGAUUAAAACAAGAACAACCGGAUUAUGCGUCAAAAAUUUUUAUAAUUGAAGGUGACACUGAAAAAUUUGAUUUGGGUUUAUCUCCGAACGAUCGGGAAUUAAUUAUCAAAAAUACUCACAUAAUUUUCCAUGCGGCAGCGACUGUUCGUUUUGAUGAAAAGCUUCGUCAGGCUGUAAAUAUUAAUGUGAGAGGUUUGCAAUUAAUGCUCCAGCUUGCCAAGGAAAUGAAGAAUCUUAAGGCAUUUGUUCACAUAUCGACUGCUUUUGCACACUGCAUUUCCAAAGAUAUUGAUGAAAAAUUCUAUCCUCCUCCAAUGGACGUGAAUAAACUUUUGAGCCUUUUGGAUUUGUUGGACGAUGAACAAUUGGAGUAUUUGACUCCCUUACUUUUGGGAAAAUGGCCAAAUUCGUAUGCCUUCUCAAAGGCAAUGGCUGAAGAAGCUGUAAGAAGAUAUUCGCCUGGAAUUCCAAUUUGUGUCGUUCGUCCAUCGAUUGUCGUGUCAACAUGGAAGGAGCCAAUCGCCGGUUGGACAAACAAUCUUUAUGGAGCCACAGGUGUUGUUGUGGGUUCUGGAAUUGGAUUACUUCGCACUCUCCACUGUGUGCCAAAUAAUGUCGCAGAAAUCAUUCCCGCUGAUAUAGUCAUCAACAAUAUUGUCGUUGCUGCUUGGGAUAUUGCUCAACAAUGGAAUGAAAAAUUAAUAAUCGAGGAAGAACCUCCAGUUUUCAAUUGUAUAUCAUCAAAUUUAAAACCAAUUACUUGGGGGAGAUUUAUGGCUUUAAAUCAAAGUUUUGGAUUUGAAUUGCCGAGUAAAAAUACAAUUUGGUAUAAUGUGAUGAUUUUGAAUGAAAAUUUUUGGUUACAUACUUUUUGUAUGAUCUUUUUGCAUUUGGUACCAGCUGCAAUAGUCGAUUGUAUAUUGUAUCUUAUGGGAAAGAAGCCAAUGUUACUGAAGGCAUAUAAAAAAAUCCACAAAUUCAUGGGUGUUAUUGCAUAUUUCUCGAGUCAAGAGUGGAAUUUUCAUAGUGACAGCAAUCAAGCAUUAUUUAAAAAAUUGAAUUCUUUAGAUAGACAAAAAUUUGAUUUUGAUUUGAAUGAUUUGGAUUGGGAGAAUUAUAUGCAUUAUCACGUAAGAGGCCUUCGUCUUUUUGUUUUAAAAGAUACAAUGGAUACAAUUGAGGAAGGAAAAAUUCAUUACAGGAGAUUGAGAAUUGCUCAUUAUGCGGUAGUAACUGCGGUGUUUUGUUUAUUGGUUUGGUUGAUGUUUUCACUUCUUCGUUAUCUAUUUUUUAUGGUAUUUUAGUUGAAUUAUAAUUUAAUUUUUAAUUUUAUAUUCUCUGUAAAAAAAUCCUGAAUUGCUUUUGAUGAAAAUAAAAUUUAAUUGUAAAUUUUAUUGAAAUUAUGUC